UGGAAGCUUAUUAACAGAUAUUUCUAUCCAAGAAUGAAUCUGCAAAUGUAAGGUUCUCCUUCACUACUCAUAAUAUCUUAUCUCCCCAAUUAAUUUCUUCAUUUUUUUUUCCAACUAAUUAUAACACUUGAAAAAUCAUUCAAGAGCGCCAAAACAUUUCUCCAUGGCUUCCACGGCUUCGAACAUUUCCUCCAACUCCAAAAUCAUCUCAUCAUUUCUAAGUUCAAAACGAUUGAAUCCAAACAACAGCUUCAUCGCAUUGCCAACAUUUUCUUCAAAUAAAUUUGCAGUGCGAGUGGAAUCUAAGUCCGCCACUGCGAGGUACAGUGAAGUGGUGGUGGAUGAGGAGAUCGACAAGAUCAGGCGGCUGCAGAACGGGUCGGACGUGCGCGGCGUGGCGGUGGAAGGCGAGAAAGGGAGGCAGGUGAACCUGACGCCGCCGGCCGUGGAGGCGAUAGCGGAGAGCUUCGGGGAGUGGGUUAGGAAUGGGUUGGAGAGGGAAGGAGAAGCGGUUAGGGUGUCGCUGGGGAAGGACCCCAGGAUUUCCGGCGGGGUUCUCAGCGUGGCGGUGUUUGCCGGCCUGGAGCGGGCCGGCUGCGUCGGUUACGACAUGGGACUCGCCACCACGCCGGCUUGCUUCAUGAGCACACAGCUGCCUCCAUUUUUAUUUGAUGCUUCUAUAAUGAUGACAGCGUCGCACUUGCCCUAUACUCGCAACGGGUUGAAAUUUUUCACGAAAAAAGGAGGGUUGACGUCAUCAGAGGUGGAGGAGAUUUGUGAGAAAGCUGGCCGGAAAUACGCGAACCGCCAAAUGAAAGUGUCGACGGCGCUUAGAGUUCCGCCGACAAAAGUGGAUUUGAUGAGCGCCUACUCUAACCAUCUCAGAGAUAUUAUCAAGCAAAGAGUCAAUCAUCCAUACCAUUAUGAUUUUCCUCUCCAAGGAUUUCAGAUAAUCGUGAACGCCGGAAACGGCUCCGGCGGGUUCUUCACAUGGGAUGUGCUCGACAAGCUCGGCGCCGACACGUUCGGAUCCCUCCACCUCAACCCCGACGGCAUGUUCCCGAACCACAUCCCCAACCCCGAGGACAAGACCGCCAUGGCCUUAACACGCGCCGCCGUCCUCCAAACCAAGGCCGAUCUCGGGAUCGUGUUCGACACGGACGUCGAUCGCAGCGGCGUCGUCGAUAAGGACGGCAACCCCAUCAACGGCGACAAGCUCAUCGCCCUCAUGUCCGCCAUCGUCUUGAAGGAGCAUCCGGGCACCACCGUCGUCACCGACGCGCGCACCAGCUUGGCCCUCACGCGCUUCAUCACCGAUAGAGGCGGCCGCCACUGCCUGUACAGAGUCGGCUAUCGGAAUGUCAUCGACAAAGGAGCUCAGCUGAACCGAGACGGCGUCGAAGCGCACUUGAUGAUGGAGACCUCUGGACAUGGCGCCUUGAAGGAGAACUAUUUUCUUGAUGAUGGGGCGUAUAUGGUAGUGAAGAUAAUCAUUGAGAUGGUGAGGAUGAAGCUGCAAGGAUCGGAGGAAGGCAUCGGGAGUUUGAUCAAAGAUCUUGAGGAGCCGUUGGAGUCGGUGGAGUUAAGGAUGGAUGUGUUGUCCGAACCUAGGUUUGCCAAGGCCAAAGCAGUGGAGAUCAUCGAGCAAUUCAGGAAUUACAUCGAGGAGGAGAGAUUGGAAGGUUGGGAGCUGGAUUCAUGUGGCGAUUGUUGGGUAAGUGAUGGGUGUCUUGUGGACUCCAAUGACGCUGCAUUUGCUAUUGACGCCCAUAUGUACAGGGCUAAAGUGUCAAGUGGUGAUGAGGGAGAAUAUGGGUGGAUACACGUGCGGCAGAGCAUUCAUAACCCAAACAUAGCUGUUAAUCUACAAUCGACAAUUCGAGGAGGGUGUCAAUCCAUGACCACAACUCUUAGGGACAAGUUCCUUGUAGCCAGUGGCUUGGAUAAAUUCCUUGAUAUUUCACAGAUAGACAAAUUCGCCACCAAAGGGGAAUUGUAACUUUAAUUUAAUUUUUUUUUUUGAGGAAAACUUUAAUUUCAAAUGUUAGCAUAAAGAAAAAUGUGUACAUAUAUAUGUUUGUGUGAAUAUUGAUUUAUAAAAAUUUUGUGACCUUGAAGAUCAUAGUAA
This is a messenger RNA of Salvia miltiorrhiza (redroot sage), 2128 nucleotides long. RefSeq lists its product as uncharacterized. Gene Ontology annotation, cellular component: chloroplast stroma. Gene Ontology annotation, molecular function: phosphomannomutase activity. Gene Ontology annotation, biological process: carbohydrate metabolic process. The transcript is spliced from 7 exons. The coding region runs from base 164 to 1999 and encodes 611 amino acids. Lineage: Eukaryota; Viridiplantae; Streptophyta; Magnoliopsida; Lamiales; Lamiaceae. The record is from RefSeq and is a predicted model, not a curated record.